Molecule: messenger RNA, 1913 nt
Organism: Hypanus sabinus (Atlantic stingray)
Lineage: Eukaryota; Metazoa; Chordata; Chondrichthyes; Myliobatiformes; Dasyatidae
Product: tubulin alpha-1A chain
Exons: 4
Coding region: 148-1503 (451 amino acids)
Biological process (GO): microtubule cytoskeleton organization; mitotic cell cycle
Cellular component (GO): microtubule; cytoplasm
Molecular function (GO): GTP binding; structural constituent of cytoskeleton
Source: RefSeq, a predicted model, not a curated record
GUCUGGCCUUAGUAUAAGAACAUGUCUCUCUCGCCUGUAUUGUAGGUUCUUUCUUACGACGACCCGUAAAAGUCGCGCUGUAGGAAGAAGUUUCGCAAGCCUUCUCUUUAUUCCAUUUGCUUUGUCUACGACCAAGGACCAGGCAUCAUGCGUGAGUGUAUCAGUAUCCACGUUGGCCAGGCUGGUGUCCAGAUUGGCAAUGCCUGCUGGGAGCUGUACUGCUUGGAACAUGGCAUCCAGCCUGAUGGCCAAAUGCCCAGUGACAAGACCAUUGGAGGUGGAGAUGAUUCCUUCAACACUUUCUUCAGUGAGACAGGAGCAGGAAAGCAUGUUCCCCGAGCUGUGUUUGUAGACCUGGAACCAACCGUGAUAGAUGAGGUUCGUACUGGUACUUACCGCCAGCUCUUCCAUCCUGAGCAACUCAUUACUGGGAAAGAAGAUGCAGCCAAUAACUAUGCCCGUGGCCAUUACACAAUUGGCAAGGAGAUCAUUGACCUGGUUCUGGACAGAGUUCGUAAACUAGCUGACCAAUGCACAGGUCUCCAGGGCUUCCUGGUCUUCCACAGCUUCGGUGGUGGCACUGGCUCUGGCUUUACAUCCUUGCUGAUGGAGCGCCUGUCAGUUGACUAUGGCAAGAAAUCCAAGCUUGAAUUCUCCAUCUACCCAGCUCCCCAAGUGUCAACAGCUGUAGUAGAGCCCUACAACUCCAUCCUAACCACCCACACUACCCUGGAGCACUCAGAUUGUGCUUUCAUGGUUGACAAUGAAGCCAUCUAUGACAUCUGUCGCAGAAACCUUGACAUUGACCGACCCACUUACACCAAUCUGAACAGAUUAAUAGGCCAGAUAGUGUCCUCCAUCACUGCCUCCCUCCGCUUUGAUGGUGCCCUGAAUGUUGAUCUGACAGAGUUCCAGACCAACUUGGUGCCAUAUCCCCGUAUCCACUUCCCAUUGGCCACCUAUGCCCCAGUUAUCUCUGCUGAGAAAGCAUACCAUGAGCAGCUUUCAGUAUCUGAGAUCACCAAUGCUUGCUUUGAGCCAGCUAACCAGAUGGUCAAAUGUGACCCUCGCCAUGGCAAGUACAUGGCCUGCUGCCUCCUUUAUCGUGGUGAUGUUGUGCCAAAAGAUGUCAAUGCAGCCAUUGCUACUAUCAAAACCAAACGUACCAUCCAGUUUGUGGAUUGGUGUCCAACUGGUUUCAAGGUUGGCAUCAACUACCAGCCUCCCACUGUGGUCCCUGGAGGUGACCUGGCUAAAGUACAGCGUGCUGUGUGCAUGUUGAGCAACACCACAGCUAUUGCUGAAGCCUGGGCUCGCCUGGACCACAAGUUUGAUCUGAUGUAUGCCAAGCGUGCCUUUGUUCAUUGGUAUGUUGGUGAGGGUAUGGAGGAAGGAGAAUUCUCAGAAGCUCGUGAAGAUAUGGCUGCUCUGGAGAAGGAUUAUGAAGAAGUGGGUGUUGAUUCAGUGGAGGGAGAAGGGGAAGAGGAAGGAGAGGAAUAUUAAAACAUGGUGCUGCUGUAACAGGGAACAAAGACAAAUGUAAGAAACUGUGGGUUAAACAUAAUUGUCAAGAUUGACCAAUGAAGUGAAGUCCUUUGCUACAUGACUCCCAUUGUUUAAUCAACUUUAAAUUUUUCAACAUUCCAUAUUUAUUUUUAAGUCUGUUUGUAAACUUGUUCUUUCUGUGGUGAACUAUACGGUACUCACAUGUCAAGCAUCCUUUAUUGACUUCAUCUGGCUUUGGGUCAAGGGAUGCCAUUUGUAUUUAAGUUUUGAUUUGCAUCUGUUAUCUUUAGCAAUGUCUUUCAAGAAAUUGCAGUAUAGCCCUGUGAAGAAAAAAUUGGACUUUGUUGCAAAACUAACUCACAUGUUGUCUUUAUUGCUUUAUCAAUAAAUAAGAUCCCUGUCUUUAA